This is a messenger RNA of Eurytemora carolleeae, 549 nucleotides long. RefSeq names its product formin-like protein 3. The record is from RefSeq and is a predicted model, not a curated record. The coding region runs from base 1 to 549 and encodes 182 amino acids. NCBI's taxonomy places the organism in Eukaryota, Metazoa, Arthropoda, Copepoda, Calanoida, Temoridae. The transcript is spliced from 2 exons.
AUGCCGCGGCGGACAACACGGCGGAAACCUAAACUGCCGACUCCGCCCUGCUCACCGAAUAUUAGUGUUCUUGGGCGGGGAACCUGCUCCACACCCUCCCCUCCUCCUCCACCUCUGCCAGAGAUUGAUCUAAUCACCACAUCAGAACCUCUACCUCCUCCUCCUCCUCUAACCGCCGCUAAAUUCUCCCGCCAAAAUGGGAUUAUACCGGCUCCCGCCGGUCCCCAGUUUGUGUUUCAACCUGCCUCCUCUAAAGGGGGGAUAAGAAAUUCAUCGUAUGCGCCAGGCACAGCAGGUACAGCAGCUGUAGCAGGUUCAGUGGGUACAGCUGUAUCUCCGUACGGUCGAUCCUCUACGGCAAGACAGACGGUCAAUCAUCAACAUCAACAACAAUCUUUCAACAGACAGCCAUCAACAUCUGCUCAACAGCUGCAGACCACCGCUAGACAGCCAACAACUCCUCCUAAACAGUCACACAGUGUUGGUCGACAGCCAGCUAAUACACCACCACAACUACAGGGAGACAGCCAGCAUAUUAUAAUAUCCUAG